AUGGCGCUGAUGUGGGCCGUGUUGGUAACGAUCGCUGUGGCCGUAGGCCAGACUAAUGCGGCUUGCUCCUUUCGAUUUACAGCAUUGCAGUCGGCUCAUCCACUACUUCUCGCCGACAAUGAGUACACGGACGUACGACGGUUACUCCCAGUGGACGACAACGCAAACAUCGUUCUAGCGACCGGCGCCAACAUCACUCUUGUGUGCCCCGGCACUUACAACUACUUCUUAGGUGGCAACACUCAACCACUGCAAGUCAUGAGGGCAACCUGCGACAGCGGAUACAACUUCGUCGCCAAUGGACGAACUAUUGUUCUGAACCAGGCAACAUAUGUUACAACUGCUCAGACUCAAUCGUUCACUCGGCAGCUAGACAGUGCUAGUGCGAAGAAAUACAUUACAUCGUCAAACUAUCUGGAAGCCAGGCUAAUUGUGCCCAAAGACGAUUUCGUGUAUGGUCAGCUGCAGUUGUCUGCCUAUUUCUACAUUAAUUCGGCUCCCAUGUGGCGAGCAGUGUCUUCCUCCUACUGGGGUACCAUGGAGACUGCUAUUAGGUCGUUGACGAAAACAGACGGAGACUUGUUGGUGUACACAACUCUAAUAGGAGUCGCUGAGUUGCCGAACAGCCUCGGAGAACUGAAGCCUAUGCAUUUGUAUUCAAACAAUGGUGAAAGUUACAUGCCAUUACCUGCAAUCCUGGCUAAAGCUGUCUAUAACUCUAGACAAGAGCAAAUUGGGAGAGUGUGUGCAGAGGACGUGUGCGCGCAGCUGCGCUGGCUGCCGUGGCGCAACGUGCCCGCCGAGGAGCGCCCGUCCAUCACGUGCUGCCGGGCUGACGACCCCGUCCUGCUCCGCCACCUGCCCGUCGCCUUCGCAAGAGGCCUUGCGCCCUCCACCGGUCUGCUCGUCGGCCAAGCAGAGCACUACGACUGA
Gryllus bimaculatus (two-spotted cricket) is the source of this 933-nucleotide messenger RNA. Lineage: Eukaryota; Metazoa; Arthropoda; Insecta; Orthoptera; Gryllidae. The record is from the annotation of a GenBank genome assembly.